GAAUGAAGUUAAACAUGCCGCAGCGCUGAGUUUGCGGAGUUUGAUCGAGGAUGCGUCGGCUGGUGCACAGACGCACGCAAGCUGCUGAUCGCGUUGCUCCUCCUCGGCAGCCUUUUCGGUUCAGGAGUGUAAAGGGACUUCAACCGGAAACUAAAGUUUUUUCUUCGAACUUUUUCAGAGGUGAAAAAAAAAAAAAAAAGGAAAACGACGCGACCCUUCGUGUCAUAAACUGUCCAUUUCCUUAUUUUUCUCAUUUACGUAUGCGCUGGAAAUGUGUCAGCUGCUGACCGACAGGCAACAAGUAAAUCGUUUUUGGUGAGAAAGGGCGACGUCGAGUGAUUUGGGGCUAGUCAUCAGCCACAUAACGGAUCGCAGUCCUUUAUCAUGGAAGAUGGUGCGAAAGAAGACCCAGCCCAGCAUAACGAGCCUAAGUUCCUGAGUAAGGCUGGCUGGUUGAAGAAGGCCCCUGGCAGACUGUUGGCAAGCUAUAAAGACCGCUACAUCCAUGUGGAGAAGACAGAGAUUGUGGUAUAUGAAAAUGAGGAGCUGCAGAACUGUUUGGAGAGGCUUGACCUGGAAAACUAUGAUAAAUGUCAUGAAUUAAAGAGUCCCUUCACAAAGAAGCAAAGACUUAUACUGAUACGAUCCCCAAAGUCUGGAAAUAAGGUCCAUGAUGUGAAGUUCCAGGCUCAGACAGCAGAGGAGAAGGAGGCUUGGAUUAAAGCUCUCAGUGAUGGCAUUAAUCGAGCAAAGAACAAAGUUUUUGAUGAGGUGAAGGUUGAUCAGGGUAGUAAUUUGGAACAUGUUACUCGAUCAAGGCCCAAAGGGAACCGUAACCGGCGGCCACCAACCAGGAUACAUAUGAAAGAGGUAGCUCUUGUGUCAUCUGAUGGAAUCCUGCGUUUGGAUCUUGAUAUUGAAGAUGCCAUAAUGCCUAAUGGAGCACAUUAUGUCAAUGUUGAUGGCAGUGACACCUUAAAAGUACCUCCUUCUAAUACCGGUGAGAAACCCUUGGUGCCAAUUACAGAGGAGGAAGCUCAGCCGGACCCAGAGGUCAGUCAACAAAAAAAGGUCAUCAAACCUCCAAUGCCGCCAACAAAAGAGGCUAAACCCAGUGCAGCACUCGAGGAUGAAGCACACAAAAAUGAUGGCUCAGAGAAAAAGGCACCGAAGCCCCCAGCGUCUACAUUGAAUGAAGCAAAGCCCUGUGCCUCACCUGCUGAAGAAACUACAGAUGAGACAAAACCUGAGAAGUUGUCUGAAAUGAGUUCUGAUGCCAGUAAAAAGGCAGCUCCACCACCAAUGCCUCCCAAUAAGCCCAGCACUUGCAGUUGGACGAGUAAUCUUGCAGAUGCUUCACAGUCCAAGCCACACCCUCCUACACCUCCAUCCAAAGAGAAGAAGCCCUCACAUCCCACUGUGGAGCCAGGCCGACAGGUUGAAGGCUUGAGUAAUGAAGAUAAUGAGAAUGAAGACAGUAGUGUGAAUAAGACUUCAGAAACAACUAUGGAAAUAGAUGAGACAGUGCAGCUGAUAUCGACAGAAGCUUUACCCUGUGUCAGAGAUGAUAGCACAGAGGAAACAGUUAACAGCAACAAAAAGGUGAUGUCUGACAGUGGGCCACAAACACCCACAGAGUCACCGAGAAAGAGUCCUAGCCCUCUUGCAAAAUUCAAGAAAAAGCCUGAUGGACUUGCUGAGUCUGACAUACAGCACACAGAAAGCCACUCAGCUAUGAGUCAUCCUAAGGAGGGAGCUGACUAUACUACCUCAACCAGUUCUGUCCAGUCAGAAGACGCACUACCCAAGAGUGAAGACCCUUCAGUAAUUGUCUCGAUGAAUGAUUCAGCCACUGACAACCUUACCUCAGGUCCACUGCUUCAUCAGUUGUCCGGGGAGAAGAAAAAGAAGGAUGAGAAAUCUGUAGACAGUGGUCAGCACUCAGAUGAUGAGAGUGACGCCUCUGGGAGUCAAGACACACUGGUAGCUUCUAAUGGUGUGCCCAGGGGAAGCCGUGAUGCUCUCGAUGUGUUGGACACCAGUGACAUUCAGAGCUCGGUUAUUUCAAAGCCAGCACAGGUUAAGCCUAAGGUCUUUCACCGCGUGAAAGUAGAGCCCACCAUUCCUCUCAAGCCCACAACCAAGGUCAGGUCAGCCUCAACUGCAGAUUUGCUGUCUGACUCUGAUGCCGAUAUUCAGCUGAAAGAGUCUGGCAGACCUGGAGCUGGAAGUGCUGGGAGUCCUAACGAUGAUGUCCUUAACCUUGAGACUGAAGUGGCUUUAGAGAUGGAAAAGACGAGCAAGCUCUUGAGCAAAGUGUCCCAGGACCAGGGAGGAAGUGUUGAGGAGGGCGUACCCAGGGAUCUGCUGGCUGAGGCCAUGGAGAAACUGAAGAAGGCAGAGCACGUCCUCAGGGAGGUCAAGAAACUGAAACUUACAAAAAAUGUGAGGAAGAGCUGGUGAAUGUCAGCCAUAACAGAUUAACUUGAAAGUGACUAGCUAAACAGUGAUUGCCCAGGCAUAGUAUGGAAAACUUAAACAUGUCUUCCAAGUGUUGGAUUCCUCUAAAUAAAAUUUGCAUGAAGGUGAAGGGAAAGUAAUAUUCUGUAUACAAGGGUCAAAGGUUACAAAGAGGGUAAUUUGUACUAUUUCCCCACAGUAUGGAGGCUUGACCUGGACACUCUAUAUUGAAUUCAGGGAGGUCAACACUCCAGAGCCACCCUCUGCCCUGGACACCAAUGUUAUGUUUAUAACAGAACACGACACUAGGGUGUCACCUGUGUUCUGUUCUGUUAUGACAGUGUUAGCCUGUUUAGCUAGCUGAUAAAAUAAGACAGCUACAGGCAGCAGAAGAAAUGCUGGCCUAGUUUUAUUUUGUCUGAAAUAGAUCACUGAUUCAAAGAGUUUCUGGGUGUUAUUCUUGUUAAUGCGCUGUGGUGUGCAAGAUUGGAAUGUCUGCGUAACAUUAUUCAUUAAGGGAUCAGGGUUUAACGAACGGUCUGACAGACAAAACUCUUAUUGUUGAUGGUCUCGCUGCACUUGGAACGUUUUACUAAUAAUGACCCAUGUGGAAUUAUUUCUAAUGUAUGUUUUUCUGCAGUGGCAAGUAAUGUGCUACUGUGUAUUUUUUAAUACUGUGUUUUCUUUUGUAGAUGCAAAGUAAUGGCCUUUAUUAACUAAUGUGCAUGGAAACGUAUUUACUCUAUGCAAAAAGAAUUUCCAGGCAAAAUCACCAUCAGAAUUAUGGCUCGUGUAUAAUGGCUAAUUUUUUCUUAAUCCUGUGGGUAUGUUAGUACAUGAGACUCAUUAUACUUGCUGCCUGCAAUGAACAUACUAUCUGCAUACAGCCACACCCCCAUUUAAAUUAAUAAAUAAAUAAAAAGUGAUGCUUGGGUUGAAACAGCAGGGGUGUUGGAACUUGUUUUGCCAGAAACUGCAGCUCAAGUAAAAACAAAGUUUGAGAUCAGUGAAAAAAAAAAAAAAAACUACAACAAAGUGCGAAUGCACUGUUAUUAAAU
Archocentrus centrarchus (flier cichlid) is the source of this 3518-nucleotide messenger RNA. It is a transcript of the gene plekho2, whose product is annotated as pleckstrin homology domain containing, family O member 2. Gene Ontology annotation, biological process: macrophage apoptotic process. Bases 385 to 2463 code for a protein of 692 amino acids. NCBI's taxonomy places the organism in Eukaryota, Metazoa, Chordata, Actinopteri, Cichliformes, Cichlidae. The record is from RefSeq and is a predicted model, not a curated record. The transcript is spliced from 7 exons.